Messenger RNA from Fusarium poae, 1449 nucleotides. RefSeq lists its product as uncharacterized. The transcript has 3 exons. Bases 1 to 1449 code for a protein of 482 amino acids. Lineage: Eukaryota; Fungi; Ascomycota; Sordariomycetes; Hypocreales; Nectriaceae. The record is from RefSeq and is a predicted model, not a curated record.
AUGAUGACCGCUCCAAGUCACCGCUUCCGAGUUUCUGGCCUUUUGUCAUCCUCUCUUAUCAAGAAUCAUCAGCAAGUUCCGUCCACGAUGAAAGAAGAACCAUUGAAAGUCAUCUCACCGUUCUCGAUCCCUCCCAUCGCUCGCCGUAUCGAUCCUACCCAUCUCCGAACCGCUACUUCCAAACCCGAUGGAUCAGACAACAACAAUGACCGUGUAGAAAUCGGACCUACGCCUCUGGCAUUUAGUGAGUGGCGAAGUCUUGGCCUUCAGCCACCUCAUCUACCAACAAUGCGUGCAUAUCGCCUGCAACGCAUCUGCAAUGAGCUAUCAAGUCGCGACCUCGGGGGCAUCCUACUCUUCGAUCCACUCAACAUUCGCUAUGCCACUGACACAACCAACAUGCAGCUAUGGACCACACACAAUCCCGCCCGCGCGUGCUUUGUUUCGGCAAGCGGUUAUGUGGUACUGUGGGAUUUCCAUGGCUGUAACCAUCUUUCAGCACAUCUGCCUUUGAUCAAUGAACGACGUUCGGGCGCCUCGUUCUUUUAUUUUGAAACCGGUAAUCGUACCGAAGAACAAGCAGCGCGGUUCGCUGCUCAAGUUGAUGAAUUGAUGCGACAGCAUGCUGGCAACAAUCGUCGUCUGGCUGUGGACCGCAUUGAAGUCGCAGGCCUCAGAGCUCUCGAUGCGUUGGGUUUGGAUGUUUCAAACGGACAAAUUGUCACUGAGCACGCACGAAUGAUCAAAGGCCCAGAUGAGAUCUUGGCGAUUCGCUGUGCCGUUGCAUCUUGUGAAGCUGCCAUUGGUGAAAUGCGUCAAGCCAUGCGCGCUGGCGCCACCGAGAAUGAUGUCUGGGCUGCUCUACACGCUGGUAAUAUCCGUCGUGGCGGCGAGUGGAUUGAAACGCGUCUUCUUAGUUCUGGGCCACGCACAAACCCUUGGUAUCAGGAAUGUGGUCCACGAGUGCUUCGUGACGGAGACCUGGUUGUCUUUGACACUGAUCUUAUUGGUGUAUACGGUAUCUGCGUUGAUGUAUCGCGGAGUUGGAUUUGCGGCGACCUCGAACCUACCGCUGAACAAAAACGUCUAUACCGCAUCGCAUAUGAACACAUCACUACCAACAUUGAGAUGGUUAAGCCCGGGGUACGCUUCACAGACCUAACACGUAACGGUCACCGCUUGCCUGAAGCAUGUCGUGCUCAGCGCUAUGGUGUCAUGUUUCACGGUGUAGGUUUGUGUGAUGAGUACCCGAGUAUUCGAUAUCCCGAAGAUCUCGAUUCAUAUGGUUAUGAAGGGGAGCUACAAGCGGGUAUGGUUCUUUGUGUCGAGGCCUAUGUUGGUGAAGUCGGUGGCAAGGAUGGUAUCAAAUUGGAGAACCAGCUGCUUGUGACCGAAACGGGUUAUGAGUUGCUUACUCAUUAUCCAUUUGAACAGAGUUUUCUCGAUUAG